This is a messenger RNA of Lichtheimia ornata, 213 nucleotides long. RefSeq lists its product as uncharacterized. The transcript has a single exon. The record is from RefSeq and is a predicted model, not a curated record. Lineage: Eukaryota; Fungi; Mucoromycota; Mucoromycetes; Mucorales; Lichtheimiaceae. Bases 1 to 213 code for a protein of 70 amino acids.
AUGGUGCAGAGGCAGCAUCAAGAUAUGUAUUCCAUGGUAGAAGUGGCAUCCAUGGUCUUGCCAAACUCCCUUGAUACGCUUGAUGCACUUGCGACAGAGAAGAAUCUGAACACUCUGGCACGCGUCAGCGCUUCAUUCUGGAAAAACAGUGCCACCAAAUCCAACCCACAAACACCAUCAUCAUCUCAUGUCAAGAUUUCUUCAUUGUAUUAA